This is a messenger RNA of Heterobasidion irregulare TC 32-1, 393 nucleotides long. RefSeq lists its product as uncharacterized. The record is from RefSeq and is a predicted model, not a curated record. The transcript has 2 exons. Lineage: Eukaryota; Fungi; Basidiomycota; Agaricomycetes; Russulales; Bondarzewiaceae. The annotation marks the transcript as partial.
CCAUUCGAAUGGGACGUCUUUUUUCGUCAGGUUGUUAAGGGGUCGGGCCGUAGUGGCGAAGUCUUUGAUGAACCUGCGAUAGAAGUUUCCAAAGCCCAGGAAGGAUUUUGGCCAGGCGGCAAUUCCAUCAAUCUUAAUGGGGUCCAUAGAUAUAUUGUCCGUGGAGAUGAUGAAUCCGAGGUAUUCAACCGUGUCCGUUUCGAAGGUGCACUUGGAGGGUUUCAGGAACAAGUCGUUAUCCAAGAGUAUUUGCAUAACUUGGGUCGUCACACAUCGGUGUUCUUCGAUGGUUUUCGUGAAUACCAAAAUGUCAUCCAUGUAGACUGCCAGGACCUGUGCUACAAUGAGGUCAUGGAAGAUGAUGUUCAUCAUUGUUUGGAAGGUUGUGGGUGA